Messenger RNA from Telopea speciosissima, 1101 nucleotides. RefSeq lists its product as uncharacterized. NCBI's taxonomy places the organism in Eukaryota, Viridiplantae, Streptophyta, Magnoliopsida, Proteales, Proteaceae. Bases 90 to 1010 code for a protein of 306 amino acids. The record is from RefSeq and is a predicted model, not a curated record. The transcript is spliced from 7 exons.
CCGCUUUAUACCUCUUCUUUCCUUUCUCUCCCCGCUUUCUCCUCUUUCUCUGUGUGCGUGUGUCUUUGCUCUCUGUGUUUCUGUGGAAGAUGGGGGAAGACGAGUGGGUUAGAGAGGCUAUGACGGACGAUUGGAUGGUGGCGGAACUGCUGAUGCGGCUCCGCCAGUCGAAAGAGCAGGCGUCGUUGUUGGCGAAGAGACUGGUGGUCGUGUUGCCUGAGUGGGGGAUGAGGCAACCGCGGUCGAGGCAGAUUCUGAGAUGCAGUACCGUUCAGGCGAAGAAGGAAGGGGAGUCGACGAGGGCCAGUCCGACGACGCCACUCUCCUGGAGUGGGGGUAUGUCUUUAAGCGGUAGCGGCACUGUCGAUUGUUACGAGGAGUCCAGCUGUCCUGUGAAGCGCAAAAGCGUUGUUAGAUCUAAGGUUAUUUCUACUGGUGAAAAUAGCGGAAGAAGGUCAAGAAAAAAGAAGACAUACGCAGAACUUAAGGAGGAGGAGAGUGAGUUGUUGAAGGAAAGGAUACAUUUAAAGAAGGAGUUAGCAACACUUAGAACCGACUUUGGGGAACAGAGGGCUUGGAAUGUGAAAUUGAAGAAAAUGAAGGUGAAGUCCAUCUUCCUUUCUCUUCAUUCUCUCCUAACUGUCAAAUUAUUUGGUGCAAAACCUACUGAAUUGUCAGAACAAGACUCAAUCAUGUGCAAAUUACCUGUGCAACUUGAUUUUCAGCUCCAACCAGCAAAAGAAGAAGCUACAAAUGUUGACUUGAAGGAAGGAGAUUGUGAUGUACUCAACCAGGAAGAGGCUUAUUCAGUUGAUCACUUUCCUUCAGUCUUGCCAAAACAGGACGUAUCUGAUGAACGUGAUGCUGUUGCAUUCCCAUCUUCUGUUCCUGAUUCUUGUAGAAUACAAAAGGAGGAUGGUGACAAGGCCGAUAAUUUAUUUGUGCUACCUGAUCUGAAUCUACCUUUGGAUGAGGACUCAAACUCUGAGGUAUUAUAUGGAAUAAGCUGAUUAAAGGAAAGACGAGUUGUUUAUGGAUAAUCUUCUUAAAAAGCUGGUUGGUUUGAUGGGUUCAAGAUCAGCAACUAUAUAUAUAUAUAUA